AUGGCUUACGCUUAUGGUUUUGGAAGCGGUGACGACACCACCAACACUUAUAAUCCAAGAGUCCAUUUCAAAGUUGCUGAGAAGGAAGGAUUCUAUUUGGGAGCAUCUCAAGAUGACUACCGUACUUUGUAAGUUGAAUAAUAAUCUUUUGAUUAUUUAUUAAAUUAUCGUUGUUCAGGUUUGUUGGAAAUUUGGAUCCAUCGGUAACUGAAGAUUUCGUUGCUACGCUCUACAAUCAAAUUGGUUCUGUUGUCAAGACAAAAAUUAUUUACGAUGUAAGUUUGGUCAGUCAAUAAUUGAGACUGUCCGAUAUAAUUCGUUAUUGCAGCAAACUAUUUUUAAAAUAUUCGGUAUGUAAUUUUGAAUUACUUUUUUCAUUUUAUUUCGUUUAUACGGUUUAAUUCAAAAAAGUUUGUCAUUUAGCAGGACUGGUGAAGUUAUGCUGCAUCACGGGAGUGAACUGCAUUUGGCGAGAUUUUCUAACAACAACCAUCUUCACUUAUCAGUGUAUUAUUUAUCUUUAUUUUAAUUUCUUUUCAAUUAGUCUAGGGAUCAGACAUACUGAGAAACGAAUAAGUCAAUGAAAAAUUAAAAUGUUUAAUUUUUCAGAAUGGAUUUGACCCAUACGCGUUUGUUGAGUUUUCGGACAAUGGCCAAGCCACCCAAGCUUUGCAAGCUAUGAAUAAACGCUCUUUAUUGGACAAGGAAAUGAAAGUUAGCUGGGUUGCUGAACCAGGACAACAUGUAUCCAAGCCAGAUACCACUAGACAUUUCCAUGUUUUUGUUGGCGAUUUGUCUGCUGAAGUUGACAACAAGAUUCUCAAAGAAGCUUUCCAACCAUUCGGUGACAUUUCUGAUGCCAAAGUCAUUCGCGAUACGAAUACCACCAAAUCGAAAGGAUACGGUUUCGUGUCUUAUCCAAAACGCGAAGAAGCUGAAAGAGCUAUUGAGCAAAUGAAUGGACAAUGGUUGGGUCGUAGAACUAUUCGAACCAAUUGGGCCACAAGAAAGCCAGGAGAUUCUCAACCACCAGCUCAUCCUGAAAAAUCGUAUGAUGAAGUUUUCCAUCAAACAGCAACUGAUAACACCUCAGUCUAUGUCGGAAACAUUGGUGCUUUGAGCGGUAAGUUAAUAAUAAAACUGUAGAUAUAACUUGAAUUAUUUGUUUUAGAGGAUGAAAUCAAGCAAGCUUUCAUCAGCUACGGCCGUAUCGCCGAAGUCAGAAUUUUCAAAGUUCAAGGAUACGCUUUCGUUAAAUACGAGAACAAAGAAUCGGCAACAAAAGCUAUUCUCCAAAUGAACAAUCAAGAAGUCGGAGGUCAAAUUGUUCGAUGCAGCUGGGGAAAAAACAGCGAUGUAAGUUUUAGGAAAAUUAACUAGUUGAAAAUGAACCAAUUUUCAGUCUGGAAAACAAGGAGGUUAUGGAUACGGAUAUGGAGGACCAACUGGUGCUAAUGCUUCUGGUUACGGUAAUAGUCAUUCUUAUGGUGGAGCUACAGGUGGAAAUGCUGCUGCUGGAGGUGCCCAAUCAAGCAAUGCCAACCAACAAUAUUGGCAAUAUUAUGCACAAUAUUACAACAAUCCACAAUUGAUGCAACAAUGGAGUAAUUAUUGGCAACAACAAAGUGGAGCUUCUGGUCAAAAUGCUCCAGGAGGAAGUACUGGCCAUUAG
This is a messenger RNA of Caenorhabditis angaria, 1672 nucleotides long. The record is from the annotation of a GenBank genome assembly. Lineage: Eukaryota; Metazoa; Nematoda; Chromadorea; Rhabditida; Rhabditidae.